This is a messenger RNA of Eufriesea mexicana, 1626 nucleotides long. Its product is annotated as sodium/potassium/calcium exchanger 4. Gene Ontology annotation, molecular function: calcium channel activity; calcium, potassium:sodium antiporter activity. Gene Ontology annotation, biological process: calcium ion transmembrane transport; intracellular calcium ion homeostasis. Lineage: Eukaryota; Metazoa; Arthropoda; Insecta; Hymenoptera; Apidae. The record is from RefSeq and is a predicted model, not a curated record. Gene Ontology annotation, cellular component: plasma membrane. The transcript has 6 exons.
AUGACUAUACGGUUUUCCAAAAGUCGCGCGUGCAUUAUCGUACUAUCUAUAUGUUUUACGGUUGCUUACGCGCUCGAGAACGAUGCGUUCCCGAUCGACUCGUCCAACAUUAUACAAGCACGUGGAAGAAAUUAUCCGUUGGUGAAAGAGAGUGUGGUAAAAGAAUCGACGAAGAAGAACGUAGAACGAUGGUACUUUGGAUUUGAAAAAGAGACAGAACCGAAGGAAGAGGAGGAAUGUACGAAUCGUUCGAUAUAUGAUUUUCCUACAGAUUUGUUCUCAUAUCAACAACGUCGGCACGGAGCUGUAGUGUUACAUGCCUUUCUUGGACUGUAUUGUUUUCUAUUAACGGCAUUCGUUUGUCACGAUUAUUUAUUACCGGCUGUCGAUUGCAUAUGCGUGAACAUGCACAUAAGCACAGACGUUGCUGGAGCGACAUUUCUAGCAAUGGCCAGUUCUUUUCCCGAAUUAUUCGUGAAUAUCAUUGGAACGUUUCUAACGGAGUCAGAUCUUGGUGCCGGGACCGUGGUUGGUAGCGCGGUAUUCGACACGUUUGCAACUCCGGCUUGUGGCGCAUUGACGACUCUUUACGCAAUACCGUUAGAAUGGCGAAUAUUAUCACGAGAUUGUACAAUGUACGUGAUAUCCGUCGGAACAUUGGUAAUAAUAAUGUGGGAUGAUCGGAUUCAAUGGUACGAAGCCAUGGUUUUGUUAAUACUGUUCUGUUCUUAUCUAAUUUUGCUGUUUUGCGGCAAAAUUAAGAAGCUGUGUUGCGGUAAAAUCAUUUUAAAGAACAACUCCUUGUGAUUGAUCAUAGUGUCUAACGUUGGCGAUAAGUUGUCCUCUAAUGGAUCAUACAACCUGCGUCAACAGAACAACGCUGUUGCUGUGAAUUUUAACGAGAACGCGAAUAUGGAGAAAUUGGAAAGGAAGCCGAACGGAACACGUGAUCCUGAAAACGUGGCAAAUUCCGAGAAAUCAAUGGAUCGUUUAGUUUUCGAAUAUUUAUUUACUUGGCCAAAGGAGCGAAAUAUUAUUGGAAAGUGUUGGUUUAUACUUGGUUGGCCAUUGAAAUUUCUGCUCUUCGUAACGAUACCAGACAUCAGAGUCGAACGUUUGAAACACUGGUAUCCAUUGUCAUUUAUUAUGUGCAUCAUUUGGAUCGCGAUAUCCUCUUAUUUGGUAUCUUGGAUGGUAACGGUCGUGGGUGAUACCAUAGAAAUUCCGGAUUCCAUUAUGGGUCUUACAUUUUUAGCCGCUGGUGGGAAUAUGCCAGAAAUGGCGUCCAUCGUAGUUUUAGCGAAACAAGGGGAUGGAAACAUGGCGAUGAGCAAUACAUUAGGGGCAAAUAUUCUCGACAUUUUACUUUGCUUGGGUUUACCAUGGAUGAUAAAAUGUUUAAUGACAGGAAGGGACGUGCAGAUCGUAUCAGGAGCUCUGUCGUACAGUGUACUUUCAACGGUUGUUUGCAUAAUCGUUCUUUACGCGGUUAUAGCAUGUUUCAAGUUUAAAUUGAAUAAGAAAGUAGGAAUCAUAUGCCUGCUAUUGUAUACGAUAUUUUUAAUAUUCGCAAUUCUCGUUGAAUUGAACAUUUUCUUUCCCGUAAAUUUACCCAUGUGCGAUUAA